Molecule: messenger RNA, 600 nt
Organism: Dibothriocephalus latus
Lineage: Eukaryota; Metazoa; Platyhelminthes; Cestoda; Diphyllobothriidea; Diphyllobothriidae
Source: the annotation of a GenBank genome assembly
AUGAGCAAUCAUAGGAAUCAGUGCAUUCCCAACACCUCCCCUUCAAGUGGGUCGGCACCACUUAUGACGUGGCUUGACCUGCAUGCUCUGCAUUUUUCGGCAAGAGUGGCAGAGGUGGUUGCCGUAUUCGGCGGUGCAAUCUUGGGCCACUUUGAGAAGGCAUCGACCACGACCAGAAAAGCCGAGCUGACCAUCAUCAGCUUUAGUGCAAAGGAGAUUCCGACCACUGACCCAGUUGACCUCACAGAAGUCAUUCUUCUGCAAGAACUUCUAAAGCUCCAAGAAAUGAACUCGCCAGGUCCGGAUGGAAUACACGUAAAGCUGUUGCAAGAGCUAGCCGUGGAGUUGGCAGAACACUUGUACUUAUUCUUCCGAGCCUUCCUUAAUACAAGCCAAUUUCCACCCGACUGGAAGACAGCGUGGACCUCACCCAUUAACAAAAUUGUGAGCCGGGCGUCCGCAAACAACUACAGGCCGAACGAUGGACCCAAGCACUCGAUGAAGGAGAUACGGUGCUUGCAGUCUUCGAAGACUUCAAAAAAGCAUUCGAAACUGAGCCUCAUCAACGUCUAUUGUACAAGCUCAGUUUUAUACUGGUAA